AUGGAAGGCUCUGCAGCAGAUGGUAGAGUUUUACGUGAUGCCAUACGUAGAACAAAUGGUUUGUGUGUUCCAAAUGGUCAUAAUUACCUUGUAGAUGGUGAAUAUACUAAUUGUAAGGGAUUUCUUGCUCCAUAUCGAGGCCAACGCUAUCACCUCAACCAAUGGGAAGAUGGGAAUCCUCCCAUAAAUCCACAAGAGUUUUUUAAUAUGAAGCACUCAUCUGCUAGGAAUGUCAUUGAGAGAUGUUUUGGUGCAAUUAAGAAUCGAUGGGCAAUUCUUAGGAGUCCAUCAUUCUAUCCAAUAAAGACUCAAAACCGAAUCAUUUUAGCAUGUUGCUUGCUUCACAAGUUUAUUAGGAGAGAAAUGCCUACUGAUAAUAUUGAUAUGCAUCCAGAGAAUGAGAGUGAUAGUGGAGACGAAGAAGAUAGCAUGGAUGCUGAUGGAUCCAUAAGAAGUAUUGAAGCUUCUGAAGGGUGGACAACAUUUAGAAAUCAUUUAGCACUUGAGAUGUAUAACGAAUGGAGAUAA
Messenger RNA from Humulus lupulus (European hop), 528 nucleotides. RefSeq lists its product as uncharacterized. The coding region runs from base 1 to 528 and encodes 175 amino acids. The record is from RefSeq and is a predicted model, not a curated record. Lineage: Eukaryota; Viridiplantae; Streptophyta; Magnoliopsida; Rosales; Cannabaceae. The transcript has 2 exons.